AUGAACAACAAUGCUGUCGAACAGGGAAAUAAUGAAUAUCGACCCACCAAAGGGGUCCGGAUACUAGAAUAUGAUCUAAUGGCUAAACACGACUCGAAAAUGACUAAAGUUGAGCUCCAGUUGUGGGAUACUAGUGGAAGUAAACGCUACCAGAAUUGCUGGCCAGUGAUUUUUAAGGGAGCACACGGUGUUGUUUUGGUGUAUAACGUUGAUCAGCCAGAUCAUGCUAAUGAGUUGGAUGAAUGUAAUCUCACCAUCAUCAAGUCCCGGCUUCCAAGUCAUGGUGACUCCUUGAGGGAAGCGUUCUCGAAGUAUGUGGGCCGACUGCUAAAUAAUUUGUCAGAAGCCACGGAACAAGAGGAACUAACUAUAAUUAACUCAUAG
Echinococcus granulosus is the source of this 384-nucleotide messenger RNA. RefSeq names its product Rab-like protein 5. Gene Ontology annotation, biological process: intracellular protein transport. The record is from RefSeq and is a predicted model, not a curated record. Gene Ontology annotation, cellular component: endomembrane system. Gene Ontology annotation, molecular function: GTPase activity. Lineage: Eukaryota; Metazoa; Platyhelminthes; Cestoda; Cyclophyllidea; Taeniidae. The transcript has 3 exons. The coding region runs from base 1 to 384 and encodes 127 amino acids.